GACAAGCUGACAGAAUCCACCCUUUUUUCUGCGAAAUAAAUUGCCGUGCUAGAAUGCUGAAUAUCUGAGCAGAUGGCAGAAAACGCUGGCCAGAAGGCUGAAUUAAUGGUGUCUGACAAGUACAAUUAUGAGCAACGUCCUCUUGGUGUUAAUCGCAAGCGAGAGGAAGACUUGCAGAGGGAAAAGAUGGAGUUGCUCAGAAAAGGUUUGGCCCUUCAGGAGCGUGAGCUGCAACUGAAGGAGCAUGAGGUGCGACUGCAAGAGCAAGAGCUGUGCAUGAAACGACUCGAACGUGUUGACAAAAUUAUUGAGGUACUCCGAAGGUUGUUUGGAGAGGAGCAUCCCUUUGUCAAAAGGCGAUGAGGCGUUUGGGUAAUGCAUUCGGAUGCGAAAGUGUAAAACAAUGACUGAGUGAUAUAGCACUAAGAUUAAGCGCCAUUGAUAACGUCUCUAGCAUCGCCGGCUCG
Molecule: messenger RNA, 467 nt
Organism: Spizellomyces punctatus DAOM BR117
Lineage: Eukaryota; Fungi; Chytridiomycota; Chytridiomycetes; Spizellomycetales; Spizellomycetaceae
Exons: 1
Coding region: 73-363 (96 amino acids)
Source: RefSeq, a predicted model, not a curated record